CGUCACGGCGCGAGCGUCAGCUGACUGUUCCGUCGCUACCGCCUCUGCCGCCGAGACCCGGCCGGGCUGCUGUCGCUGUCGCUGUCGCCGCCGCCGCCGCCGCCGCUAUGGCUCAAUACAAGGGCGCCGCGAGCGAGGCCGGCCGCGCCAUGCACCUGAUGAAGAAAAGGGAGAAGCAGCGCGAGCAGAUGGAGCAGAUGAAGCAGCGCAUCGCGGAGGAGAACAUCAUGAAAUCCAACAUUGACAAGAAGUUCUCUGCGCACUACGACGCAGUGGAGGCAGAGCUCAAGUCCAGCACCGUGGGUCUCGUGACCCUGAACGACAUGAAGGCCAAGCAGGAGGCGCUGGUGAAGGAGCGGGAGAAGCAGCUGGCCAAGAAGGAGCAGUCCAAGGAGCUGCAGCUGAAGCUGGAGAAGCUGCGAGAGAAAGAGCGAAAGAAGGAGGCCAAGCGGAAGAUCUCCAGCCUGUCCUUCACCCUGGAGGAGGAAGAAGAGGGGGGCGAGGAGGAGGAGGAGGUGGCCAUGUAUGAGGAGGAGCUGGAAAGGGAAGAGAUCACCACAAAGAAGAGAAAACUGGGGAAGAACCCAGAUGUGGACACAAGCUUUUUGCCUGAUCGAGACCGUGAGGAGGAGGAGAAUCGGCUUCGGGAAGAGCUGCGGCAGGAGUGGGAAGCCAAGCAGGAGAAGAUCAAGAGCGAGGAGAUCGAGAUCACCUUCAGCUACUGGGACGGCUCUGGGCACCGGCGGACAGUCAAGAUGAGAAAGGGCAAUACCGUGCAGCAGUUCCUGCAGAAGGCACUGGAGAUCCUCCGGAAAGACUUCAGCGAGCUGAGGUCCGCAGGGGUGGAGCAGCUCAUGUACAUCAAGGAGGACUUGAUCAUUCCACAUCAUCACAGCUUCUACGACUUCAUCGUCACCAAGGCACGGGGGAAGAGUGGGCCGCUCUUCAACUUUGACGUUCACGAUGACGUUCGGUUGCUCAGUGAUGCCACCGUAGAGAAGGAUGAGUCGCAUGCAGGCAAGGUGGUGCUGAGGAGCUGGUAUGAGAAGAACAAGCACAUCUUCCCUGCCAGCCGCUGGGAGCCCUAUGACCCCGAGAAGAAGUGGGACAAGUACACGAUCCGCUGAGUGUCUGGGAGGCUAUGUGGCCUCAGCUCUUCAGCUCCCUCAGUGUGCCCCGCGACGUCCCAGGACCCCAGGCACCCGCUCCCCUGCUACCAUGCCAGGCACACUGGGAGGAGGACGUCAGUGACUGCUUUAUUCUUUUACAAUAAAGAAGUGCACAUGUCAGAGCUGGAGCACCUGCAGUGUGAGAAACCGCACUUUGUUUCAAA
Molecule: messenger RNA, 1333 nt
Organism: Saimiri boliviensis boliviensis (Bolivian squirrel monkey)
Lineage: Eukaryota; Metazoa; Chordata; Mammalia; Primates; Cebidae
Gene: FAM50A
Product: family with sequence similarity 50 member A
Biological process (GO): chromatin organization
Cellular component (GO): nucleus
Source: RefSeq, a predicted model, not a curated record